CUUGCAGUUUUGGCACUUUUUCUGAGCGCAAAAAAAAUAACUGUGUUAUUGUGCUCCUGUUUAAAGAAUUGAUUUAAAAUUAAUAAAGAAAGCUGCUCAUAACUUGCCUGCCUGCCUGGCAGAGAAACUGGCUAGCAUGGAGGGGAGCGUACCAGAGGCAAAGUACCAGAAACUGGCAAGCGAAUACUCAAAGCUGCGUGCCCAAGCACAAGUGUUGAAGAAAGCAGUGUUGGAUGAGCAGGCAAAAGAGGCGAUUCUGCGGGAACAGUUGCAACAGAAUGCAACAUCUCUAAGACGGACCGAGCAGGAGGUGGAUUCGUUGGGUUUUCGCAACAAACAGCUGGAGUCGCGUGUCUCGCAGUUGCAGCAAGAACUAACGCUGCACGAGCAGGCGCCCAAGAAGAAAGAUCCCAGCAGGCGCGGUCUCUUGGGUGGCAGCAAACAGGAACCGCCAAGUGAAGCACCCAACACAAAUGCCGCCCAAGAAGCGCUCAUUUUCGAGGAGUUGCAAAAGAAAAUCAUGGAAAACGCACAACUGACAUCAUUGAUCGAUGACAAGCAACGUGACUUGUUGCUGCAUACCGAACGUAUUUUAGAGUUGGAACAGAAACUCGAGAAGCGCAUCAGUGACCAAAAUGAGGUGGAGAAACGUUUGCGCAAAGAAGUGGAAACACUGCAGCAUAGAAACUGUGAACUCGAAACAAAGCUGGUCGAUGCAGCCAGCAUGCUGGGCAGUGAAGAUGCCUUGAGCGCCACAGGCAGCGACAGCACGCCACUGCACAAUCCGCUGCAGCAGCACCAGCACCAGCUUAACACCAAUACAGCCUUACCGCUAACUGCCGAGGAGCGCAUUGCGCUGCUGGAGAAGGAGACGGCGCACUGGCGAGCCCAGUACGAGGUGCUUAAACUCAACCAGAAUCAGAACUAUAACUUCAACUCGAACACAAAUAACAUGGAUCUCGGCAAAACGUUGAGCGAUGCCAGCAUUAUCUGCAGCUGCAGCACAGCUGCCGCGGGCGUCACUGUCAAACCGUGCAGUCUGGAAAUCAAGUGCAGUCAGCGCGCGCGUGACUCACUGCAGGAACCACUAGAGCCACCCACCAAGGAACAGCUCAUCUAUAGUGUUUUUAGCAAAAAGUUCGAAGAUUUACUGCGUCUCAAAGCACUGGCGGAGUCGCGUCUGCGGUCGUCUGAACAGGAAGCAGUGCAUUUGCAGAUUUGUUUAGAAAACGCAACGCAAGAACUGAAAUCCAAGGACGAGCAACAGUCCAGUCUGGGCGGUGCACUGCAAAUGCUCGAAGAGGAACUUACGACGACGCGCAUUAACUAUGAGGAACAGAUCAGCGUCCUCACGGAACAAGUGAUUAGCUUAAGCGAACAAUUGGCUGCCGGCCAUUGAAUGAUGCCUCGCCGCUUUAUUGUAUAUUCAAGCAACAGAAUAUCCCGGCUACUGUCCAGGAGAGGCAACGGCUGCGUUAUUGAAUGGAAGCCGGAGAUGUGGAUACGGUUGAGAAUGCUCUUAUAGGCUACUGUUUAAAUUAUGCUACUUUCGUCACGAAGAAAUUCAACAAACGGCUAACUGUAAACAGGGCAUAAAUCGCAUUUUUCUAGGUCCAAGAGCAAAGCAGUGUGUAUAUAGCUGAAUAUAUAAAUUUAUAUAUAUAUAUGUAUGUUUUAAAUAUUUCACUAAAGUUUAACAAACAA
Drosophila innubila is the source of this 1704-nucleotide messenger RNA. Its product is annotated as protein phosphatase 1 regulatory subunit 21. NCBI's taxonomy places the organism in Eukaryota, Metazoa, Arthropoda, Insecta, Diptera, Drosophilidae. The record is from RefSeq and is a predicted model, not a curated record. The coding region runs from base 137 to 1399 and encodes 420 amino acids. The transcript has 5 exons. Gene Ontology annotation, cellular component: membrane; early endosome.